Molecule: messenger RNA, 399 nt
Organism: Laccaria bicolor S238N-H82
Lineage: Eukaryota; Fungi; Basidiomycota; Agaricomycetes; Agaricales; Hydnangiaceae
Exons: 2
Coding region: 1-261 (86 amino acids)
Source: RefSeq, a predicted model, not a curated record
AUGCAAGAAGUUCAGAGUGAACGCUUCACAAUGUUGGUCAUGGUUGCAAUCUUAUCAAUGAGAACAAAGUUCACUUUCCAGACCACAUUGUUCGCAGGUCCAGUUCAGUCAGGUUUUUUGCCCCGAAAACAGGCAACCAUGGACCGCAACCGGUCUAGGACUGACCCAGAUAUUGAGGGAACCGAACCGAACCACCUAGGACCGGUCUUUUGCGGUCCAUGGACCGUGUUCAAACCGAUUCAGACCGGUUUUUUUGUGUAAAAUUUAUUGUACCAGUAUAAACCAUUUGUAUCUCGAUUAUUAUUACUCUAAAAAAUGAACUGGUUAUAUAUCAUAGUAAAACAUAUAAAUACCCAUCAUUCUACCAAUUUUUAAGAAAUUUAAUGAAGGCUUGACAUA